This is a messenger RNA of Phyllotreta striolata, 2816 nucleotides long. Lineage: Eukaryota; Metazoa; Arthropoda; Insecta; Coleoptera; Chrysomelidae. The record is from the annotation of a GenBank genome assembly.
CCGGAAUAUUCGGAUUCCCGGAUACUCCGGUAAUUGCCAUUAACGCGCUCGAGCAACGCCAUCUGCGAUCGCCCCGAUCGGAAAAAAAUACGCUCGACUCCGUAACAGAACUGGGACUUUCUCUCGCCAGUUUGGUCGUAGUUCGAUCAAUCUUCGGGUUUUUGUUUUCAUCCAAUUUGCGGGUUUCCACGCGGAUUUAUACAUCGCGAAAAAUGACGAGCGUCGGCGACAUAUUGGAUUACAAGAAGCGCCCCGACGAGGACUAUUAUGCCAUAUUGGGAUGCAAGGAGGACUCGACGGUAGAACAAAUCAAUACGGAAUACAAAGUGAGAGCCCUCCAGUACCAUCCCGAUAAAAACGAGGGGGACAAGGAGGCUUUGGAAAAAUUCCAACAGUUGAAAGAGGCGAAAGAGGUGCUCUGUGAUCCGCAGAAACGGUCGAAUUACGAUAAAUGGAGGAACAGCGGCAUAUCGAUCAGCUACAAGCAAUGGUUGGGCAUGAAGGAACACGUGCAUCAGUCCAUGCACUGGACGAACCCGAAGACCAAGGACCGCAUGCUGGAACCGUCCGGCGGCAAUUCGGGCCCCUCCAGCUUGGGCGCCGCGACGUCGCCGGCCCACCGCCGGGCGUCCGAGGGCGGCGCCAAUCUGCAUUGGGGCGGGAAGGGCGCCGGCGCCGCCUGGGGCGCCGAGCCGCCCUCUACCGUCGUCAACAAAUUCCGCAAUUACGAGAUUUAGAUCCGGCUAAUUGAUUGAUUCAUUGAUUAAUUAAUUAGGUUCGUUUUUCCCCGCUGCCCCCCCGUAUACACCACAACGGUAAAUGUUCCCUGUCCCUCGUAUACACUACCGGUGAACGUUUCCUUCCACCCCCGUAUACGUUACACCGGUAAAUGUUCCCUUUCCCUACCCAGUUUACUUUACCGGUAAAUGUUGACUCACCCUCGUAUACACUUCCGGUAAAUGUUCGUCGUGUCGUCGCCAUCUUGUGUAUAAUGAAAUGUCUAAAUGAUCUUCCUUGUAUAUUCUAGUUGAGCUGUCUUUCGGUUGGUUUUCCUCCAUCAUACAGGGUGUCUCAUAAGUUGAUAACUGAAAUAAAAAGUUUAAAAAUUUAGUUAAUACGGCCCUGUUCGUUAAAAGUUGAAGAAACUGCUCAAAAGUGUCGCCAUUUUGAUUGAUUGUCAUUAAUUAUUUAUUAUUUUUUUGACACUUGUAUUGAUAAUGGCAGGUGCGUACUGGAAAAUAUUCGAAAUUUAAAGUCAUUUUAAAAAUAUCCAUAAUUUUUAUUUUCCAGAAUAUUAAAAAAAUUUACUUGAAAAAGUUGCUUAGAAUUAAAUGAUCUAAACGCAGUUAAAAAAUAGGUAUCAACUUACGAGACACCCUGUAUAUCGCCAACUUCGAUUCGAAUUAAAAAAUUCGAAUUUAAAAACUUCGCUUUGGGGAUAUUUUUGUGUUUUAUACGAGGGUAAAGUGAAAAGUUCUGUGGUCUGACAAUGCGAGACAAGGCGAUUUAGUCAGUUGAAAAUUUACAAUUAUUCUUGUUAUUGAGUCGAAAUGUUCGAGUUCGAGACGGUUCUAGAUGAUUCUGGGGCGUUCUGGAUUGUUUUAAACGUUUCUAAAUGGUUCUGGAGCGUUCUAAAAGGUUCUAGACAGUUCUCUAAAUAAUUCAGGAGCGUUCUAAAUGGUUCUAGACAGUUUUAAAUGGUUUUGAAGCCUUCUAAAAGGUUCUAGACAGUUCUCUAAACAAUUCAGGAGCGUUCUAAAUGGUUCUGGAAAGUUUUAAAUGUUUUUGAAUCCUUAUAAAAGGUUCUAGACAGUUCUCUAAACAAUUCAGGAGCGUUCUAAAUGGUUCUAGACUCCUUCUAGAAUCCUUCUAAAAGAUGUAUAGGCAGUUCUCUAAACAAUUCAGGAGCGUUCUAAAUGGUUCUGAAGCGUUCUAAAAAUACUCCUGUACCAUUCUAAAUGGUUCUAGAUAGUUCUAAAUGAUUCUGAAUAGUUCUAGGCAGUUCUAAAUCAUUCUGGAGCGUUGUAAAUGACUAUGGAGCAUUCUAAAUGCUUCUGGAAGCUUUCGAAAUGAUCGUAGACAAUUUUUGAAUGCUUCUGGAGUGUUCUAAAUGGUUCUAGAGCGUUCUUUAAACGAUUCUAGAGCGUUCUAAAUGAUUAUAGACAGUUCUAAAUCAUUCUGGAGCGUUGUAAAUGACUAUCUAAAUGCUUCUGGAAGCUUUCUAAAUGAUCCUAGACAAUUUUUGAAUGCUUUUGGAGUGUUGCAGAUUGGAGCUCCCCUUCAGUGUUUCAGACAGAAAACUUUUCACCCUACCCCCGUAAGUUGUACAAUAUGUAUACACACUCAACUAUGUCGACUGUCUAUUUUUCGAAAAUUGUAUAUCUAUAUUUUGACGUAUCUGUCAAAUUGUUUCAGGGACUAUACACCUUUUAUUUCGUAUUUUAGAACUGAAUACGGUUGGCAACAAUUAUUCAAUAAAGCCAACGUUGAUGUAUUUACAAAAAAAAAAAAUAAUAAUAAAUAAAUCAAAUCGUCUUAUGCGUACCUAUACCUAUCUUUCUCUGAUUGUGUCGAAGAGAGCGAGAGAGAGCGAGAGGGUUGAUAUUUCUUACAAGCAGGGUAUAUUAAUCAAAGCACACUAGACUUUUUUCUCCAUAUCGUUGAAAAACAAAUAUCAUUGGUAUUAUGUAUUUUGAUAAAUGUUGACUAUAUACAUUCUAUAUAUUAUAUGAUAGAAAUACCUAUUUAUUGAUGUUUACCUAAAUAUAUCUAUAAUAGAUUAUUCCAUUGUGUUUUUUAUGUAUUUUACACUUACU